AUGAGUAUUGAGAGGGCUGUUUUACAGGUAUUCUGUCUUUCCCCUUCCUGUGUCCUGGCAGUGCCUCAGCCAGCCUUGACCCGAGCUCCCGUCACUAGAGCCUCCAAACCCAGUGCCGCUCCUGUGACCGUGAAGACCAGGUCCUCGCACCGAGCGGCCACAGCUAAAGGGCAGGCGAAAGAGACAGAGCUGAAAAAGAAGCCAGUGAAAGAUCCACAAGUUACAGAAGAGAGUCGCACGGUUCCUGUGCCGGAGGUGGAAGAACAUGCCCCCGAGAUCUGCCUUCAGACUUCAGAGGAAAGAGAAACGCCAGCCAGCGCGCCAGCAGAGAAGAGCUCCAUGCCAGUGGAGAGCAAGCAGCCCCCCUCCUUUGCCCCUGACAACUACGUGUUCCAGCCGCCAGCGUGGAUCACUGCACACCGCCUGACUCCCAUGAGCCCAUGCAGCGCCAGUGCCUUCCUGAGGCCCACCUUCCACUGGAGCCCAGUGCAGAGGGGCAAGAGUGGCAGCUGCCAACCUACUGCAGUCACUGACUUGAGGAACGAAGUGCAUUUCCCCAAGCCUGACUGCAAGGCACCUGAGCCUUCCAACUCCAGAGCUCCCCCUGAGGAGACCCCUGACAGUGAGCGCCUUGAUGCUGCCCUGCGGUCUCCAGAUAACAGUCUGCAUUCUUCUAAGAGUGAGAAUCUCGCUCCCAGUCCCACAGCAGAGGCUGGGAAUACUAUUCCGGACACAUUUUCUCCCAGAAAAGAUGACCAGGAGAUGGUAGAUUGUCUCCUGAAAGUUGAUCAAGAUAUGCAGACUUCAAGUAAGGAGGAUCCGGCAUUUGGAAGUUCGCCCAGGAAAGAUGACCAGGAGAUGAUGUUUUCUCCCAUGAAGGAUGAACAAGGAGUUCUGGGCUCUCCAAGGAAAUUGGGAGUUGCUUCCCUGAAAGUUGACCAAGAGGUGGCAUGUUCUCCCAGGAAAGGUGAUCAAGACAUGGAGGUGUCUUCUCCGAGCAAAACUGACCACCAGAAGAUGCCUUCUCCAAGGAAAGAUGACCAAGAAAUGGCAGGUGACCAUUCAGUUGUGUGUUGUCCCCAUAAUAAAGAUGACCAUACAUUGGAAGAGACUUCCAGUAAGGUUGACCAAGCCCUAAGUUCUCCCAAUAAAGAUGACCGAACACAAGCCAUUUCUCCCAGUAGAGAGAGCCAGGCAGGGUCUGCUUCUUCCAGUCAACAGGAUCAGUCUGUUCCGGUCCCAGGAGGAGAGCGUGACGCCCUGAGCUCUGCUUCCAGGGGAAUGCAGGAACAGCCUGCUGAGCCACCACACGAUGUGCCCUAUUUCAGGGGUGCUAUGAAGGAGGAGGCGGAGAGAUUGACUCUCCUCUCUGAACAGUGGCAGCCCAGGACUGAGGAGGCAGAGAUUCCUGAGGAGAUUCGAGACCUGAUGAGGACCACAGUGGGACAGGCGCGGCUGCUGAUGGCUGAACGGUUCAAGCAGUUUGCUGGGCUGGUUGACGACUGCGAGUUCAAGAGGGGAGAGAAGGAGACGACGUGCACCGAUCUGGAGGGAUUCUGGGAUAUGAUCUACUUCCAAGUGGAAGAUGUCAAUAAGAAGUUUACCAACCUGACUGAACUGCAGGAGAGCGGGUGGCAGCAGAUCAGCCACUUCCAGCCCAGAGCCAAGAAGGCUGUCAAGAAGAAGGCAGCGCCCCCCUCGAGAGCUGGGAAGGCAGAGGGCUCGAGUGUCACGGCUGCAAGGAGCAGACUGGCCGCAGUGAAGGCAGCGAUGAAGGCUCGGAAACAAGAGGCGGAGCUCCAGAGAAAGGUGGAAGAGGAGGACCCCAAGCAGACCGUGCCCGUCGUUGUGUUUGAUGCCGGAUUCUUUAAAGUGGAGAGUCCUGCCAAACUGCAGCCAGGGAAGAGAAUCUCAAGAUGCUGUACCACUCCUCUGCGCGCUGUUUCCGUUGAGGGGCCCAACUCCUCCUCCAGGACCACUGGCUCUCCCUUACACAGCGUGUUCCAGACCCCCAAGAGACCCUGCUCUCCCCCAGCCCUUAGCCCCCCGUGCUCUCCUGACCACACACAAGAGAUGAACCACAGUGCUCACCCCAGAGUUGCUGCACAAGAAGUGUUAUCCACGUCACCCAAUACAGAAACUGAGUUCCAGGUGCUUGACUUUGAGAAGUACCUGCAGCCCAUGGCGAGGUUAUCGGAAUCCCCUGCUACCUGCCUUGCCCCCUGGGACAGUGUGGCCUGCCUGGGGGACGCCAUGGAGAUGUCCUCUCCAGGACUUCAACUGCAGGACGUGGAGAUGGACAGCCCUGUGCCCCCCACACAGCUAGAGGAGACGGGACACACCCACACAGUUCAUACACCCUGCAAUGAUGUCAUUAAGAACAUGAUGGACACUGUUGCCCCCAUUUCUUCUCCCCAAGUUGCUGCGUUUCUACCCUUCACACCUAUGAUCACAAACCCCGUCCGCCAGUCACUCGCACUGCAGGACCUUAUGAUGUUUACCCCUCCCAGCAGCUAGGUGGAGAGACUCGAGGGGCGUGUAAGAUAUGUUGUAAACCAGUUUAAAAAAAAAAAAAAAAAGUAAAGCUAUUUUGUAUUGAGUAUUAAAUCAAAAGAAAAAUCUGUUUUUUAAAUAAAGGUUUCUUAUUUUAUUGUCACAUGCCAAUUUCUGAUGAAAGUAAUUGAGUAAUAAAAUGGCAUUUUAUA
Polyodon spathula (Mississippi paddlefish) is the source of this 2705-nucleotide messenger RNA. RefSeq names its product disks large-associated protein 5-like. Bases 1 to 2517 code for a protein of 838 amino acids. The transcript is spliced from 14 exons. Gene Ontology annotation, molecular function: microtubule binding. Lineage: Eukaryota; Metazoa; Chordata; Actinopteri; Acipenseriformes; Polyodontidae. Gene Ontology annotation, cellular component: spindle pole centrosome; nucleus; cytoplasm. Gene Ontology annotation, biological process: regulation of mitotic cell cycle; mitotic spindle organization; kinetochore assembly. The record is from RefSeq and is a predicted model, not a curated record.